Molecule: messenger RNA, 2895 nt
Organism: Dromiciops gliroides (monito del monte)
Lineage: Eukaryota; Metazoa; Chordata; Mammalia; Microbiotheria; Microbiotheriidae
Product: TRPM8 channel-associated factor 2-like
Exons: 8
Coding region: 1-2895 (964 amino acids)
Biological process (GO): regulation of DNA-templated transcription
Molecular function (GO): sequence-specific DNA binding; DNA-binding transcription factor activity
Source: RefSeq, a predicted model, not a curated record
AUGCAAGUUUUCAUCAUAACCCUAGCAACAUCUUCAAGAGAUGUGAUAGCCCUAGAGUCUCCAUGGAGCAUUGUAGCAACCUUGGAGAUUAGGAUUCGAAUUCUGGCCAGGAAGUCACCUGAUAGAGACAAAGGGAAAGGUAAAAGAGGCAUGGAGACGAAUCUUUCAAAUGACUUUGAGUGUCUGGUAAAAGGGUUAAAUGCCUGGGAGCUCCCAAGUGACCUCAUCCCUUCUGAACUCCUGCUUAUCAGUGAAACUUCCUUCCCAGUGCUGGUGAAUAAAAAUGACCAGGUCCUCAUUGCUGCUUCCCACUAUGGUCAGGGUCGCAUAGUGGUCCUAUCACAUGAAGGCUACCUUCAAGAUGCCAAAAUGGCUCCCUUUCUCCGAAAUGCUGUGGAAUGGCUUGGUCAAUGUGAAAAGUGUACUGUUGGUGUACACAAAUCUGUAGAAGGCCUAGCUAGUAUCCUCUGUGACACUGGCAUUGAAGCACAGAGUGUCGAUCACUUUCAGGACUCUCUGAAGGUUUUCUGCAUUGAUGCCUUUGACAACACCUAUGCUAAACAGCUGGUUCAAUUUCUGAAGAAUGGUGGGGGAUUGCUCAUUGGAGGCCAACCUUGGCAAUGGGCAAAGAAAAAUGAUCACAAGGUUCUAACCAACUUCCCUGGGAACCAUGUAACUAGUGUGGCAGGAAUAUACUUCACUGAAACCCAAGCAGACACCAGUUCUCUUAAAUUCUCUGAGAAGAUACCUGAAAUGUCACCUGCAGUCAAGUUUGGAGAGGAUAUCUCCGAAGACCAGCGUCAGCUCCUAGAUGGAAUCAUAGUGAUGGAGAUCAAAGACUGUGGGGUUCCCUCUAACCUGUUGGUACAUGGGCCUCUGGCUUUCCCUCUUGCACUUAAUGACCACCUUUCCUGCACUGUGGCAGGAGCCCGCUAUGGUCAAGGUCGAGUGAUAGUUCUUUCCCAUGAGGGCUUGCUCUUCUCUCCUAAAUUUCACCAGUUUCUGAUCAAUGCUAUUCGCUGGCUGAAAGGAGACCAGAGAGGCAAAAUUGGAGUGACCUCAGAAUGCGAAAGGUUAUUCCACCGGCUCACUCGUGAUGGCAUGAAUUGUAGUUUAGAAAACCACCUGACUACUGACCUGAGUGUCUACUGCUGCACUAUCUAUAAUGACAGUCAGGCAAAGCAAAGGUUGGAGUUUGUGGCAGAAGGCGGGGGGUUACUGAUUGGAGGCCAGUCAUGGUCAUGGUUCUACAACAAUCCAAACAAGUGUGUUUUGACAGACUUUGCUAGCAACCACCUCCUCAAUUCCUUUGGCAUAUCCAUGCUUGGUGAGCAUCUAAGGAAUGGCACCUAUUAUCCCACUGGGCUAAGGAGUUAUCACUUCCGCUUGGCUAUGGUCCAGUUCUUGGAGAUGGUGAAAAAUAAGACUGGAAAGUUACCAUGGAAAUGGCAAGAGAAGCUCAUCAAGGACUAUUCAGCCUUCCUGUUGCUCUCGACAGGAAAAACCCCCAUCUAUGACUCUAUACACCAAAUAUUAAAGAAGGUGAUAAAAACAACUCAGCUCCCUGUUGUCAACAGCAAAAACCCUUUGUUCAAAGACUCCAGUGACAGGAUUCUGCUCCAUGUGGCCUCUGAACUGGCCUGUGUCAAGCCAGAUUUUGCUUCAGAAAUCUACAGAUUAGGGUACCGAAGUUCCAUCCCUUGUUUAUGUGCACCAGCAUCCUCUAUGAACAUGGAAAUGGAUCUCAGCAGUCAAAGUGGCAAUAUUUGGAAAAGUACUGGUCUUUACCUGCAUCCAGGCUGUACUCUGAAUAUAACAAUACCACAUUCUGCUUGUUCCUCUAAUGUGAAGGUACAGAUUGGCUGCCACAGUGAUAACCUGAAUGGGCAUGAUAAGACAAUCAGAGCACCUGUAGUCAUUUACCAGCAUUUCUUGAAUAAACCAAAUAACUCAAUCUCUAGCCUCUGGGGUGGCCUUGUCUACAUCAUCGUGCCCAAUGGCUGUUCCUUGGGUAAUACAUCUAUCACCUUCACUGGAGCUGUACCUGCUCCUUACUUUGUACUUGGAAAGACAUCUGUGGAGGAAUGGAAGAAUUCCAUCCGCCACCAUCCAGUGCCCUGGGGGGAACUGCAGGCAGAUAGUGUUAUCCUGACAGUGCCAGCUGAAAAUCUGCAACGUCUUGAGAACCCUGAGCCAUUGCUCCGCCUUUGGAAUGAGAUAACAGAAGCCAUAGCCAGACUUGGAGGCAAAGCCAACCCCUUUCCUCGACAUGAGAGAAUUGUGACUGAUGUGCAAAUCUCACAAGGUUGGAUGCAUUCAGGGUACCCUAUCAUGGGUCACCUGGAUAUAGUAAAUGCCCUACUCUCUGAGCACAAUAUAAGGAAAUAUGGCUUGUGGGGUCCCCUCCAUGAGAUGGGUCAUAACCAACAACGUAAUGACUUGGAGUUCCCUCCACAUACCACUGAAGCCACCUGCAACAUCUGGACUGUCUAUGUACAUGAGACAGUUUUGAACAUCUCCCGGAAUGAUACACACCCUGCAUUGAGGCCCAAAGAACGGCAAAACAGAUUGAAAGAUUAUCAGACAAAAGGAGCUUCCUUGUCAAGGUGGUAUGGUUGGACAGCCCUGGAGACAUAUCUGCAGCUGCAGGAAGCCUUUGGCUGGGAGUCUUUGACUGAAGUCUUCAAAACAUUUCAACAUAUGUCUGGGGUGCCAAAGGACAAUGAAAGCAAAAUGAACAUGUGGGUGACAAAAUUCUCUGAGCAGGUACAGAAGAAUCUGGCUCCUUUCUUUAAGGCCUGGGGCUGGCCUGUUCAUAAGGAGGUGGCUAAUGCUGUGAGCUACCUGCCUGAGUGGAAGGAGAACCCCAUGAAAAUAUAUUGCCAGGAGAAUUAA